AUGGUCGGGUUCUGUCCAUCUGUGUUCAUCUACCUCGGCCUGGUGGUGCCCGCGAUAUGGCUCAUCGAACUACACAAGGUGGACGUCAGGCUAGACAAGAAGAUGAUAAACAUGACGUUUAAAGAAACGGAGAUCCCAAUCCCAGUGGCAACGAAAAUGGAGACAGAUACGUUUGUGACUCUUAUCGAACAGUUCCUGAUGUUGACUCUCAUAGUCGGGCGAUGGUUGUUGCCCAAGGGAGAUCUCACCAGGGACCAGCUCAGCCAACUCUUGCUGGUGUAUAUUGGCACAGCGGCAGACAUCAUAGAAUUUUUCGACUCCUUCAAAGAUGAGAAGGUAGCUUCAGAAAAAGUGUUAGUACUCCUCACCCUGGCUAUCUGGUCGUGGUCUCUGAUGCAGUUCACUGUGGUGCUGACAGCCACGAAGAGUCGGAAGUCUAGGGGGGCCGCUAAUAGGAACAGCAGGGCUUGCUGCUGCAGCAUCGAAGUCUGUGCCAUCAUGAUGAACAUCGCCCUUCAAGACGCCCCGUUCCUGGCCUUCAGACUCCUCAUCAUCUGUCACUAUAGGAUCAUCAACUAUAUGAAUAUAUUCUUCACGUGUAAGAACACGCUGGUAAUCCUACUCCAGAUAUACCGUCUCUACGUCCUUCAUUUGGAGUCAGUGGACGAAGGUGACGGUGGCUCUGUGUACCGAAAGAAACAUAAACAUAAAUCUAGUGAACGGAAGGAGAAAGAGAAGAAACACAAGAAACACAAUUCGAGGAAGCACAAGAAGAAACAUGAGAUUGGCGAAACAUCUAUCUCUGUGAUCAGCGAUCGAAGACACGACCGUCAUGAUGGUGGCAGGAUCAGAGCAAUAAUUCUAACAAACUCAGACGAAAUAAAGGAACUAGAGUUAAACAAAAUAUUCCAAGAUCAAGUGUCGACUGAAAAUGAGAAGAAGAGAGGUAAGAAGAAACAAAAGUCGGACAGUUCAGAAGAAUCUUUGAACAAUGCCCACCAUACAACAGAUGAUUCGGGUAUUUGA
Arctia plantaginis is the source of this 1026-nucleotide messenger RNA. The record is from the annotation of a GenBank genome assembly. NCBI's taxonomy places the organism in Eukaryota, Metazoa, Arthropoda, Insecta, Lepidoptera, Erebidae.